This is a messenger RNA of Cylicocyclus nassatus, 930 nucleotides long. Lineage: Eukaryota; Metazoa; Nematoda; Chromadorea; Rhabditida; Strongylidae. The record is from the annotation of a GenBank genome assembly.
AUGUACGGUAGCGUAUAUACAAUAUGGCUACCAAAACCUUUCGUUGUCAUAACAGACUACGAGCUCAUCAAGGAAGCAUUUGCCAAGAAAGGUGAUGAAUUCGCCGGAAGACCACAAGGUUAUCCCCACGAUUUCUUUGAUUUUGUACAUAAUGGAGGUGUAAUAAGAUCGCAGGGCGAAAACUGGAAAGAGCAACGUCGAACUUCCUUGCAUAUUCUCAGAGAUUUUGGCAUGGGAAAGAAUCUUAUGGAAGAACAGGUUUUACUCUCAGCUCAAGAGUUUCUCGCUCACUUGGCUUCCAUUAAAGACAAAGAAGCAAUGGAUCUACGCCAUCCAAUACAGGUCUUCAUUGCAAACAUCAUCAACAAGACAUUGUUUGGAUUCAGCUACGAAUAUGACAAAAGCGAUCGUCUGAUGAAUACUGUAGAUCAAUUACAACAAUUUUUUGAUGACGUUAAGGACAGCAGAAUCAUGUUUUUUAUACAGAAAUUUCCAUGGCUAGAACACAUACCUAUGAUCAACUAUCUAGCCAGAGAACGAUUUGCACAAAGGGUUGAUGUUGUAAAAAAUAAUGUCACAGAGGAUGUGGAGCGUUGCCUGGAGACUUAUAGCGUCGACCAAGAGCCAGAAUGUCUGGUACACGCCUACUACCAGAGAAUGCAGCAAAAUUCAAAUUUAGAUUACCGCAAUCUUCUCAGCAUAUGUAUGGAUUUUUUUGUUGCUGGAAUGGAAACGACAUCGACAACAUUGCGUUGGGGAUCACUAUUUUUGGCUGCGAACAUUGAUGUGCAGGAUAAAAUUCGAGCUGAAAUCAUGAGCGUAUUGGGACCAGAUGGAAAACCUAGCACAUCCUUACGAAGCAGAAUGCCGUAUACCUGGUAUGGUGAUGACUUUAAAGAAAAUCAACAGCGCUAUUUUGCAAUAAUUUAA